Messenger RNA from Nicotiana tabacum (common tobacco), 519 nucleotides. The record is from RefSeq and is a predicted model, not a curated record. NCBI's taxonomy places the organism in Eukaryota, Viridiplantae, Streptophyta, Magnoliopsida, Solanales, Solanaceae.
GAUUGUAUUGGUGCAAUUGAUGGAACACAUAUACGCGUUAAAGUUUCACAAUGUGAAGCACUCAGAUACCGUGGAAGAAAAGAUUAUCCAACACAAAAUGUAUUGGCUGCAUGCACAUUUGAUUUAAAAUUCACAUAUGUGUUAGCUAGUUGGGAAGGGACGGCAUCUGAUUCAAGAAUCAUGAAAGAAGCGUUAAAUAGACAAGAUCCGCUAAAACUUCCAGAAGGAGCUUUUGGAGUUCUUAAAAAGAGAUUUCCUAUAAUUUCUAGUUCAACUGAACCGUCAUAUAGUGUUGAAACCAAAAAGCUUAUUAUUUUUGCAUGUUGUAUUUUGCACAACUACUUAAGAGGUGCAUAUCCAAAUGAUGAGUUACUUGCACAAGUUGAUGCAGAGCUUGUGAAUGAUAAUGAUGCGCAUGACGAACCACCAAAUCCUUGGCAAAGUAAUGAGGAGUUUAGAAGGGGGGAGUUGAUUAGAGAUGGCAUAGCAGCUAACAUGUGGGCUAAUUAUCAAGUUUAA